Messenger RNA from Xyrauchen texanus (razorback sucker), 1256 nucleotides. RefSeq names its product RNA binding motif protein 48 (gene rbm48). Gene Ontology annotation, cellular component: nucleoplasm. The record is from RefSeq and is a predicted model, not a curated record. Bases 24 to 1109 code for a protein of 361 amino acids. Lineage: Eukaryota; Metazoa; Chordata; Actinopteri; Cypriniformes; Catostomidae. The transcript has 5 exons. Gene Ontology annotation, molecular function: nucleic acid binding.
GUCGCUGACUUCACGCACCUCAAAUGGACAGUGCAGUAACUAACCCGUCUGUUUGGGAUACACAUAAAGUAUAUAAACACCAUGAGCAACAAAAUGUUGCUCAAACACGGCUUAAGUACAGAGAGGGAAGACGCCACAAAGCAGUUAAGGUUUAUACAGUCAACUUGGAGUCACGGUUCCUGUUAGUGCAAGGAGUGCAUGCCAUAGGAGUGAUGACAGAGCUGGUGCAGCUCUUUGCUCUCUAUGGAGUGAUAGAGGAAUACAGAGUACUUGAUGAGUAUCCAGCAGAGCAAUUCACUGAAGUCUACUUAUUCAAAUUCCAAAAGUUUACAAGUGCAAGGGCAGCUAAACGACAUACGGAUGAAAAGAGCUUCUUUGGGGGACAACUGCAUGUCUGUUAUGCACCCGAGUAUGAAACUGUGGAAGAGACGAGGCAGAAGUUACAGGAUAGGAGGAGAUUCGUUAACAGAGUGAGCCAAAAAUCAUCAAAACAAAAUGAUCAGCAACAAAAUGAGAGUGCAGAGCUUCCAAGGACAGACACACCAGCAGCUUCUGCACCCAAGUUCCAGAAAGACUAUGAAAAACCCAAAGGGGAAAAUGUAAACUCCAACUAUUUGGGAUUUCCCUUGCUGCCUUUGCCACCUAGGGAGGAUCUUCCUCAUAAACAUCCAUUACAAUUGCAGAGGACAACUGAAAGGACAUUACCUAUAGAGGAUAAUAUGGGCUCUCUGCACCAUUUCAGCCUUCCUGUAACAGACACUGCAAAACAGAUUACACCCUGCUCAUCUUCAAGCAUUUUUCAAGGCAGAGAUUUAAGCCAAAAGCAUAAGAACCUGCAACCAUCUAUUAGAUUUAUGCCAAGGACUACACAUUUAGAAAACAGAAAAAGAAAAUUAGAAGAACAAACAUUAUUUUUGACUGAUGUGGACAAAAAUGAGCCAAUGAUUGGUCCAAAACUACCAGAACUGCCCAAAGUGGACAUGGAGGAUAAUUCGUUAAAUUUAACUGCCAAUUUAAUCCGUCAAACAAUGACAAAGGUUGCAUCUGUACCAGAGAUAAAACCUAUACAAGGGAAGACCACUACUGCAAAGCCACGCAGAAGAAUUUAAUAAAAAUAUUCUGAUUUCCUCUGCAACUCAUUAUAUAGUCUUACAUGGACUAGUAUGUUGAAAAUGUAUUUCAGUUUCAGACACAAUGUUUGACAAAUCAUUUCUAUUUCAUGUAUAAUUCAAUUAUGCAUUUCAGUGUCCAUGUGG